GCAUUAUGUAAAUAUGCAUGUUUUGGGAGAAAGAUUGUCAAUUGAGUAGUAGAGAAGGGGUAGGUUUAAAUAAGCAUAUGCUUCAUCCUACUGCUUUUCGGACAUGUUGGGUUCACAUUAUUACUUUUGUUUUGACUAUUGUUAUUGUUGUUUUGACUAUUCUCAUUGGAUUUGGUGUUUUUCAGUUUACUUUGUCGUGUUACUCACACAAAACAAAACUAAAUAUUCCCCCCCAUGUUAACUUUUGUAUGUCAUAUUUUAUUCUAGAAAUAUUGAUUUUUAAAAAGCUUUUUUUAUUAGUUAUUCAUGAAGCUGUGAUGACUGGUUACUCUGUAAUGUAGCAGCAUAAACACUUGGUAAAAGAAAGCUCUCCACUGAAAAUCAAUAUCUCUCUCUGUUGUUUCCUGUCAGGAUGAGUUCCUCCUCCCUCCUCUCACCCCCCUCCCCUCCUCCCCCCGCCCCGCUCCCCCUCUCGUCCUCCCCGUCUCUGCGUGGCUGUCCUGAACUAGACCUGUCCGUCACGCUCAGUCCUGCACCCAAGACCGUCCACACACACCUAAAACCCCACCUACUGAAGACGAGUCAGCAGAGUGAGCAGUCGAUGCCUCCUCGCCUCCAGGGACAGACGAGAAGAAAAAACUCACAGGUGUGUUUUGAUGAGAGAGUGGUCGUCACGGUAACGCCGGAGCAGAGCAAAGACACUUUGCCUCAGCAGCCAAUCAGAGGUCAGAGGAGAAGCAGGGGAUGUAACCAAGCCAACACAUGGUGGGCGGAGCCUCCCGUUGCAGUGACCAGUCAAUAUCCGAGCGGUCUGGAGAAGGCGGGGCUAAACACCACUCUGGCGCUGAAGGCGGAGCUUCAGUCACUGCAGGGGGCGGAGUUUAACUCCCAAAAGGUUCUUCAGGAAACCCUGCAGAAGUCAAGGAGUACCAAAAACCUGAUCAACACCAGAGCAACUGAAGAAGUGAAUGUCUCUCGCUCUCAGCUUCUCUUCACCUCAUUGGUCAGUGUCAACGUGCAGCAGGAUCAGCUGAUCAGCCAGCUGCUGCCCACCAGGCUGACCCCUCCCCUCCCCUGCCACGGCAACCAGACGCCAUCAGACGGACCUUCCCUCCUCCUCUUCAUGACCUCAGACCACCUCAGACAGAAGUCCGUCCCACUGGAGGAGGAGCCUGUCAACUAUAAGCCCCGCCCAUCAACGUAUCCCGCCUCCUCGACCUUUGACCUCUAUAGAAGAGGGAGAUGCUGAAAGGCUACAGGAAAGCUCGGAUUGGCUGGACGUAUUGGUGCACCAGUUGGUCAGACAGAUGAUAAUAAUGAUCUAUUUUUGUAAUUAGUAUGAACUGUAAUCUGUUUUAUUGUUGUUUUGUUUUUCUAAUAAAGUCUUUAAAGUAAAA
Messenger RNA from Centropristis striata (black sea bass), 1397 nucleotides. RefSeq names its product protein phosphatase 1, regulatory subunit 35 (gene ppp1r35). NCBI's taxonomy places the organism in Eukaryota, Metazoa, Chordata, Actinopteri, Perciformes, Serranidae. Gene Ontology annotation, molecular function: phosphatase binding. The transcript is spliced from 5 exons. The record is from RefSeq and is a predicted model, not a curated record. Gene Ontology annotation, biological process: negative regulation of phosphatase activity. Bases 413 to 1249 code for a protein of 278 amino acids.